Messenger RNA from Ziziphus jujuba (common jujube), 2576 nucleotides. RefSeq names its product reticulon-like protein B21. The record is from RefSeq and is a predicted model, not a curated record. The coding region runs from base 382 to 2427 and encodes 681 amino acids. The transcript is spliced from 9 exons. NCBI's taxonomy places the organism in Eukaryota, Viridiplantae, Streptophyta, Magnoliopsida, Rosales, Rhamnaceae.
GCUUUAGAAUCCACACACCAUUUUUCUUUUAUUUUUUAUAUAUAUAUUUUUUAAUUUUUUUAAUAAAGAAUAUUUAAGAAAGAAAAGAGAGAAAGAAGCGGCAGGGAGACCAUAACGGGGUCUCGUACAAGUUACAACACAAUCUACCAUUUCUCUUUAUUCUUUUUUCUGUUUAUCCGCUCUCAAUUUUUUUGCUUUCCAAAGGCAAAGGGAUCCCAAUGUUUCACCCCACCAACCGCCAUUUCUUCAGCUUAAAGCUUUCCAUGUCCCAGCCUACUCAUUGCUAGAGAGAAGAGAGAGGCAGAGAGAGAGAGAGAGAUACAGAGAAAAGAGAAAAAAAAAAAAAAAAAGAGGUAUAAAAGAGAUUAUUAAAGGAGAGAUAUGGAUGUGGGUAGGAGGAGAGCUGGAGCUGGGACUAGUGUGGUUGCUGGGUCUGUGUGGGAGAGCAGGAUGAAGCAUGAUGAAGUCAGAGGUGGGAUAAAAGUUUUCAAUGGAGAAGAAAAUUCUGAGGAGAGCAAUGGGAUUUCAGCUGGGUCGAAGUUGAAGAGAGGUCAGGCUGCUGCUGGGGCAGUGAGUGCUUCUGGGAAGAGGAAGACUUGGAAAUCUGAGAGCUUUGAGAAGAACCCAAUUCAGAUUGCCAAAGGAAAAACUGAGUCCCCAAGGAAUUCUGAAGAACAGUGCAAGGAGCUGAGUGUCUCUGUUGAUGGGUUGAAGAAGAGCCCAAUUCAGGUGAGAAAGCUUAGAUCUGAGGGGAGCAAGGAAAUUGGUGUUGCUUCUGAUAAAGCUGAGAGGAGCCCAGUUGGGAUUAGGAAGGCAAGGAGUGAAUCGUUGAAGAGUCCUGGUAAUUUGGGGAAGGAAGCUGGUGAAUCUGGUGAAGGAGUGGGGAGGAAUUCAAUUCAGCUGAGGAAAGCCAAAUCUGAUUCAAUUAAGGUUCAGGAACAGUCCAACAAAGAUAAUGAUGGUUCUGGUGCUGCAAUUCAAUUGGGGAAGACGAAAUCUGAGCCCAUUAAGGACUUGGUUGAAUCGGAGAAGGGAGUUGAAGAGUCCAGUGAGGAAAUUGAGAAGAACCCAGUUGAGAUUGGGAAGUCUGGAUCUGAUGAAACAUGCAAGGAGUUUGGUGUUUGCCAAGACAAAGUCAUUUCCAACGGUGAAAGCAAUGUGGAUUUGCACAACUCUGCUCCGAAAGCUGUGGUGGAUGAUAAUGAUGAUUAUGGUGACGAUCAGGAAGAAGAAGAAGUAGAGGAAGAGUUGGGCGAGGAAAUUGAUGAGGUUGAGAUUGAGAUUGAGAUUGAAAAGAAAAGCCUUGAUAUUAAGGAAAUUAAUACACCAGAGCACAAACCCAGUAACGACAAGGUCAUCGGUGAAGAGAAAGUUGUAAAUGAAAAACCCAACAAGGUCAUCAAUAAAGAGAAGGUUGUAAGUGAAAAACCCAACAAGGUCAUCAAUAAAGAGAAGGUUGUAAAUGAAGUAAAUAAGGUUCAUUUUGAGAAGAAGGAAACCAAAAAGUUCCAUCAAAUCCAUCAAAAGCCAGAACCCAUCUCUAUAAAUGUGAAAAAACAGCCUCCUGUGAUUAAACGAGCAACUUUGCAUACAAAUUAUGCCAAAACUACAUUUAGAGCAGCUUCAGAUGAAUACCGUACUUUUCCUGAAUCCCAUAACAGAUUGCAGAGUUUUGUGGAUUUGAUCAUGUGGAAAGACAUAUCAAGAUCGGUUUUUAUCUUUGGAAUUGGAACAUUUAUCAUUCUCUCAUCCUCCUAUACAAAAGAUCUUAACAUCAGCUUUAUUUCUGUCAUUUCCUAUCUGGGUCUUGUCUAUCUUGCUACAGUCUUCCUUUUUAGGUCCAUUAUCUACAGGGGAGUUAUAGAUAUAGAUAAUACAAGUUAUGUUGUGGGAGAAGAAGAAUCAAUUUGGUUGCUGAAACUGGUCCUUCCAUACCUAAAUGAGUUCCUGCUAAAGCUUAAAGCUCUGUUUUCUGGUGACCCUUGCACUACAAUGAAGUUGGCAGCUUUGCUCUUUGUUUUGGCCAGAUGUGGCAACUCCAUAACCAUUUGGACCAUGGCUAAAUUGGGUUUUUUUGGGGUUUUCACCGUACCAAAAGUCUGCUCUUUGUAUUCGCACCAGAUUACUGCAUACGCCAAAUUUUGGGUUCGAAGAUUUCGGGAUGCUUGGAACUCAUGCUCUCACAAGAAAGCCUUGACUGUUGCCAUCUUUCUCCUUGUUUGGAACCUUUCCUCCAUCGUUGCUCGCAUUUGGGCAGUGUUCAUGCUGUUUGUGGCCUUUCGAUACUAUCAGCAAUCCAUAGCAACAGAUGAAUGGAUGGAAGAUGAUGCAGGAGAAGAAGACAUUUGGCAUGAACCCAUUGGAAGAGAUGAACAAGGGAAUGGGCCCACUAUUGUUGACAUUACUAAACAAAAGAAAAAAUUUUAAGAAAUAAAAUGAUGUUGCCAUUUUAUGAUAUCCUCUUCCUCUUCCUCUUAUUCAUAUCAUAGUUCUAAUUUAUUUUAUUGUAAAUAUUUGAUAAUUAGUGAAUAUAUUCUGUUUUCCUCUCUAACAAGUUCAAUAAAAUAAUUUAUUUC